This is a messenger RNA of Penicillium griseofulvum, 312 nucleotides long. RefSeq lists its product as uncharacterized. The record is from RefSeq and is a predicted model, not a curated record. The transcript is spliced from 3 exons. Bases 1 to 312 code for a protein of 103 amino acids. NCBI's taxonomy places the organism in Eukaryota, Fungi, Ascomycota, Eurotiomycetes, Eurotiales, Aspergillaceae.
AUGUCGUUCCUCCCCUCCAUCCGUGCCACCUCCCGUCAAGCUAUCCGAACCAACUUCGCGCCAGUUGCCACAUUCCGCUCUUCAGCAAUCCGAACCUUGAAAGAGGAUGAUACAAACCGCGAUGAUCUCACCAUCCACUACGAAUCUCAUAAGCAAGAAAACCUCAAGAGCACCAAAGAGGGCAGGGGAAAGUGGAAGGCCGAGCUGGCUAGUAACAGCGAAGCUGAUGUCAAAGCGGAUCGCGGCGAGGUAGAUAGUGAUAUCACUUUCGAGGAGUUGCAGAAGAAGACGAAACAUGUUGGGAAGCAAUAA